AUGAUGUUUGUUAAGCUCCAGUUGGAUUCCAUCUGUUUUCCUGUAGUUACCACUUGCGCUAAGACCACAUCCCCAAAUGUCGGCGUCUCCGUCCCCACGAAGGGCGGAGUUGCGGCCUCUAACUUUGAGGAAGUCGAACAGGCUUUGGAACUCGUAGAACAGAGAAUUGGGGAAACUUUGGAAACAGAAAGGGUCAACGGAGUUCGGAGAAAUAGGGAGAACCAGAAAUCAGGCGUUGUUCUGGGCUCUGAAUCAAAAAACCCAUAUAGAAGACAGAGGGGAGUUGCGCUGAACGGGUCUGUUAUUGGAAAAAGGAAGAAUCUUGGUGCAAAAUUGAACGGGUUAAAAAGUGAUGUUCCAUUGAGAAAAGCGCACACCAAGUGUUCGACGAAAUGGACCACUUACGGUGGUUGCAUCCCCUUCAUUCUUCAGGCUUUGGAAAGCGUAAAUGACUUGGACGAGGCGUUACGUCCUUGGGAGGAUACGCUCCGCAACAAAGAGUGGAGCAUAAUCUUGAAAGAGCAAUCGAAUUGGGAGAGAGCCUUCGAGAUUUUCGAGUGGUUCAAGAGCAAGAGAUGUUACGAGCUGAAUGUCAUCCAUUACAAUAUGAUGCUAAGAAUUCUCGGCAGUGACAAAAAGUGGAGCCUCCUUGAAUCUCUCUGCCAUGAAAUGGCCGUCAAAAGAAUUACACCCAUUAAUUCUACUUACGGCACUCUAAUUGAUUUCUAUAGUAAAGUUGGCCUCAAAGAGAAGGCGCUUUCUUGGUUGGAGAAGAUGAACCAGCAAGGAAUGUCACCUGAUGAAGUGACCAUGGGGAUAGUGCUGCAAAUGUACAAGAAGUCCGGUGAGUUUCAGAAAGUUUAA
Messenger RNA from Linum tenue, 864 nucleotides. The record is from the annotation of a GenBank genome assembly. NCBI's taxonomy places the organism in Eukaryota, Viridiplantae, Streptophyta, Magnoliopsida, Malpighiales, Linaceae.